AUUCAAGUCUUGAAUUUUACCACUUUCCUUUCUUUUUGUUUUGAUUUGAUUUUUAUUUUUCCCUAUCGAACCUGACAAAUGAAUUCACAUAGCUAAAGCCAAAAAGUGGCACUUUCCCCAUUUCUCCGAUUUCCAGCUCGGGCUUUGUUGUUUCUGUUAUCUUGGGCUCUGCAUCUCUUUCAGGUAUUGAGAGAAAAUUUGAUUGUGAAACUUGAAAAUUAAGCUAUUUGGGACUCUAUUAGGUUUUCUGGUUUGUGUCAUAGCUGAAGCGAGAUCUGAUUUCUUAGUGCUGGCAGUAAAAUGGCGAAUGCUCUAUCAGUAUCUCCUUAUUUUAGGCCUUCAGAUACUAGAUCAAUGGGGGUACUUAAUGUUCUUGGAGGGAGGGUGUUAAAGGAGAAUCCUUUAGGGAAACUUAGCUGCCUUAAAAUGUGUGAUGGGAAAAGUGGGUCCUCAAUUUCGAGCCAAAGGCCGUCUAUUUCUCAUUUUAGAUGUUCUUCCAACUCUCAAAGUGUCAGUCCAUAUCAAAAUAAGGACCCUUUUCUGAAUAUGCACCCGGAAGUUUCAAUGCUUAGAGGUGAAGGGAACCCUAUAAUAACCAAUCCGGGAAAGGAUAGCUCUAGUCCCGAGAGCUUAGGAUACGUGUCCGAUUCAAAUAAUUACAAUGAAGCUAAGAUCAAAGUCAUUGGUGUUGGAGGUGGUGGGUCAAAUGCUGUUAAUCGCAUGAUAGAGAGCUCUUUGCAGGGUGUUGAGUUCUGGAUUGUUAACACUGAUGUUCAAGCCCUGAAAUUGUCACCCGUCUUUCACGGAAAUCGUUUGCAAAUUGGUCAGGAGCUGACUCGGGGUCUUGGUGCUGGUGGAAACCCUGAGAUUGGCAUGAAUGCUGCCAAAGAAAGCAAGGAGUCAAUUGAAGAGGCUCUUUCUGGUGCUGAUAUGGUUUUUGUUACUGCCGGAAUGGGUGGAGGGACUGGAACUGGUGGAGCUCCCAUAAUUGCAGGGGUUGCAAAGUCGAUGGGUAUUUUAACUAUCGGUAUUGUGACUACCCCUUUUUCUUUUGAGGGAAGAAGGAGAGCUGUUCAAGCACAGGAAGGAAUUGCAGCUCUGAGAGAAAAUGUUGACACACUAAUUGUUAUCCCUAAUGACAAGUUGCUGACUGCAGUUUCACCAUCUACUCCAGUAACAGAGGCAUUUAAUCUAGCAGAUGAUAUUCUUCGUCAAGGUGUGCGUGGCAUCUCUGAUAUAAUUACGAUUCCAGGGCUAGUCAAUGUGGAUUUUGCAGAUGUGCGAACUAUAAUGGCAAAUGCAGGUUCUUCGCUGAUGGGGAUCGGAAGUGGAACUGGGAAAACACGGGCAAGAGAUGCUGCACUAAAUGCUAUCCAAUCACCUUUGUUAGAUCUUGGCAUAGAAAGGGCUACCGGCAUUGUUUGGAACAUAACUGGUGGAAGUGAUUUAACUUUGUUUGAGGUUAAUACUGCAGCUGAGGUUAUAUAUGAUCUUGUAGAUCCAACUGCCAAUUUAAUAUUUGGAGCAGUGAUUGAUCCAUCACUUAGUGGCCAAGUAAGUAUAACCCUAAUCGCAACAGGAUUUAAACGUCAAGAAGAAAGUGAAGGAAGAUCCCUUCAGGCAGGUCAGGUAGCACAGGGAGAUACCGGCAUUGGAAUCAAUAGGCGACCUUCUUUCAAUGAAGGCGGUUCAUUUGACAUCCCGGAGUUCCUGAAGAAGAAAGGACGAUCGCGCUAUCCUGGAGCUUGAAUAGCUCUCUGCUUAGUGUUUUGAUUCCUGCUUAGUUUCCAUUUCUUCUUUUCUGGUUAGUCCAUACGACCCGACUCGAGAAUAUUACAUGUUAGUAUUUGGUUCUUCAACAACUGUCUUUGCUCCCUUCAAUAAAUUUCAAGUAAAUUUCUUGAAGUUUAGGGUAGUGAAUGUUUUUAAGUACCAUGUUUAAAAUAAAACGAAAGUAGCUUGUAUAGAGUGAAUUUGAUGAAAAAAAAUCAAAGAUGAGAUUAUUCAGUGUGAUUUAA
Molecule: messenger RNA, 2018 nt
Organism: Hibiscus syriacus
Lineage: Eukaryota; Viridiplantae; Streptophyta; Magnoliopsida; Malvales; Malvaceae
Product: cell division protein FtsZ homolog 2-2, chloroplastic-like
Exons: 8
Coding region: 301-1749 (482 amino acids)
Biological process (GO): chloroplast fission
Cellular component (GO): cytoplasm; chloroplast
Molecular function (GO): GTPase activity; GTP binding
Source: RefSeq, a predicted model, not a curated record